GAAGUGCGACGGCAAGUCCAGAUUGCUAUGCAGGGUCGGGACAGCCGCAACCAAGCUUUGCAGCUCGAAGGGGAGUUGGAGAAGGACCUGCUGGACCAGUUGCGAUGGAGGCUUCUGAGCGCGGCCAUGAAGUCGGUGAAGGAGCCAAUGCUGGAGCUAGACAGCCUUCUGGACGAGGGGAACCUUCGAGUGCUUAUCCUGGCGAAGACCAAGGGAGAAAUCCACCUGUCCUACCUGUUCCAGGUGGUGGCGGUGGAAGAGCCACAGGCAAACCGUGGGGCGAUGAGAGGACUUCUCAACCAGCUGGAGGUGAUGGACCGUUCAGAGGUGGGAGAAGCUUGGCAGAUCCCGCAGCAGGUGAAAGCGAGGUGGGGGGACAUGGAGGCGAGGACUCUAUGGGCCUACUCGCCAAGGGCAUUCAGCAACUCCAACAACUACAACUGCGAAGAGAAGGACACGAGUGCGGUGGCUUUCCUGGAGUGGAUCUACGAGACGGGCCAGGUCAUUGGCUCCAUCACGGACAAGGCCGGUGUGUGGUGGGCAAUGACGCAGGAGCUGGUGAUGGAGGCGUACCAACGCUACCAGGUGGAGACUCCCUUAAAGCGCCUGGAGAUCAAACCGGGCACGAGCGCGGAGCUAGAGGACGGACGAUGGAGCCGCUUGGACAAACGUGUAAUGGCCCUCCUUCUCCCAGCGAUGACGGCCAAUGUCAAACAGGAAAUCCUGAUGUUGCGCCUGGCAGCAGUCAAGGACGUGCUCUUCAAGCUCUACACGGUCUAUGCUCCUGGGGGUGCGGCAGAGAGAGCGAGCUUGUUGAAGCAGUUGGAAAUAAUUCCAUCCCAGACCUCAGUGGUGGAACUGAUUGGCAGCUUGAGGAGAUGGAAGAAGUUGGCCAACCGUGCGGCGGAGAUGGGUGUGGCCUUGCCAGAUGGAUCUGUUCUUUUGGUGGCAAUCGAAACCGCCAUCAAGGGCCUGGUUGACUCCAACCGGGACAUGGCCUUCAAGCUGAACAUGGCAAAGCAGGAGCUCCAACUCCCUUGCAGACCUACGGUCAGUACGGUGAUGACGUAUGCCGAUCAUGUGAUGGCUGAGCUGCAGCAAAUCAUCCCGUACAACAACAAGGACGCGAAGCUGAAGGGAAUGCAGACUAACCCCUCAACACCUACUUCGAGUACAGCGUCGCCAAAGGGGAAGGGAGCUGGGCAACCUCAACCUUGCAAGUUUUGGCUUUCAGAUGAUGGGUGCCGCCGAGGAGCUUCAUGUAAGUACACCCACCAGUUCGCCACGAAGGAGGGCAAGAAGGCCCGAUGUUGGACAUGUGGGGCGAAGAAUCACCGCCAGAGUGAAUGCCCAACCAGGCAGAGCAGCAGCAAGAAGGGGCAGAAGGGCGGAGGUGGUUCAGUGGAAGGCACCGCCCAGACCUCAUCUACCACCAUGCCACAAGUUGCAUCUUUGGGAACUCCAACGGCAACAAGUGGAACUCUGGCCCCACCGGGUCCAACGAUGGUCUCUACAGGGACAGCCUCGACCUCGGCGACCUCUACCCUGGAGAAUCCCAUGGUCACAGCACCGACUACCUCAUCGAGUGAGCCCUCCUCUGCAGCCUCAACAAUUCUCUUCAACGAGAGCCCCAACACCGGGGAGAUCAAGGAGCUGGCUGAGCAGUUCCUGGCGAAGAUCAAGAGGCUGGCGCCAAUGCAGGCGCAGACGGAUGGAGCAGUGAUGGACUUGGAGUUGCUUUUGAGGUCCCAGGGCUUGGGAGAGAGCCACGGGAUGGCCCUGUUGGACAGUGGAGCAUCUCAUGCCUACCGUGCUCCACGAUCGUUGGAGGAGGCUCGGUCCUCCCGGAGAGUCAAGGUCCAACUCGCCGACGGCAAGACAGUUUCCCUACGCCAGAACACCGGUGGCACCCUUCUUGCUGAAGACGAUCAAGGAGGGACUAUAUUGCCGUUGGGAAGUUUGGUGAGUUCUCUCGGGUGCGAGCUCGAGUGGAGCAGGAAGCGUGGGCUCCAGGUGAGGCAUCCUAAGCAUGGCUUGCUGCCAACGAAGCUUGUGGGGAAUACUCCGGUGCUCCGCGAAGCCGAAGCCCUACAGUUGAUUGCGGACCUGGAAGACAUCGAGCUGAAUAAGCUGCAUGGAUCCACAGUCGAGGGAGCAGUCAAGAUGCUGAACACGGAGGAACAUCCCAGCACCUGGUUGGACCACCUAGAGGAGUACAUCAACAAGGGAGAGCGGAAGUGCCUAAGGCGGAUGCUCGUGGACGAAGAGUCGCCAUUGCAGGCGUUCACGGAGGAGGACAUUGCUGCCCUCAUUGGCCACGACGAGAGGAUCCUGCUGUCGGAUGAGGCGGGUGCUCACUACCUGAAGGCGCUCCCCUACAACCGCGCCCACCGCAAGAGACUACUGGGAACCAGGUGGAUCGUACACAUGUACAAUGGAGAUGAAAGUGGACAUGAGUUUGCGAAGGCGGAGUCGGACGAUGUGACGGUGAUCCGCAUGGACAUCAGGGAUUCGAAGGCCUUUGACCUCAAGAACUACGGACCUGCAGCUCGAGCUUUGAUGUGGGCUGCGGCACGGGGGCAAAUCGAAGGUGUGAUUGGAGCCCCCCCUCGAGGACCACAGCACGAUUCACUGCUUUUCAGAAGAAUGAUGAUGGUGUGGUUGGUGGCGAACUCGGGUGCCGUUCUCAAUGGACUAUGUGCACCGUUCUUCAACAUGGAGGCUCCGACGUACCACCCUGUAUGGACCAGUAUGUCAUGGUUUCGGUUUAAGGAUGAGCUGCGCUUCCUCAAGUACCACUCACUUGGAGUACAGGGCCACAUGUACUUUAUGGCGUCUUCUUUGGAGCUGUCCGAUGGAAUGAGUAUUGAAGAGGCUCACAUUCGAGAUUUGAACUACGAGAAGCCUCCAUCAACCUGGCCUUCAGCACUGAAGUAUGGUCUGGCCCAAGCAAUGGUAAACGCGCAGCGCCUUACGGACCUAGCGUACUGGCAGAACCACAUCAACAACAACCAUGUUCCCUAUGACAAGAGGUGCCGUACGUGUGUGCGGGGCUCUGCCACUGGAAGGGCCCACCGGCGAUGCCUUACACCGUCGGCGUAUACGCUGUCCAUGGACAUUUGUGGCCCUAUGAGAACUCGUGGGGAAUCGCCGGAUGGCAAGAAGUUCCGGUACCUCUUGGUAGGAGCCUACUCGCAUCCCAAGCUGGACCUUCCCAAGGACUACGCCCUCCCACCAGUUGAGGAGGAGGACGAGAUUGAGGCGGAGAUGGACCCGUUUGAGGAGGAAGAGAAGGAACCGCAGCCAGAGGUGGAAGAUGAUGAGGAGCAGCGAGCAAUGAAUGAGAGGUGCAAGGAGAUUUACAAGGGCAUUGGCGACGACAUCGAGUGCCAAACCUUGCAUUUUGUGGUCCCAAUGGUUACGAGGACAUCCAAGGAGGUCAGGGCGAAGAUCCAGCAAAUCUAUUUACAGUUGCGACAACAUGGCCUUCCUUUGGUUCGCAUACAUUCCGAUCGCGGGCUGGAGCUCAAGGCGAAGGAAACGCGGGCGUGGAUGGCAGACAGAGAUAUUCUGGCGACAACGGGCGAGAGCCAGCAGCCUCAGCAGAAUGGCAGAGCAGAAGCCCUGGUUCGCGAGAUCAAGCGCCGGGUUAAGGUUUUGCUCAGAGCCGCGAAUUUACCUGUGAGUUGUUGGCCGUCGGCAGCUGAGUUUGCAGCCAGGAGACAACGGGACCUCGCCCUUGGCAACUAUGAGGAUAAGGACCUUCCGUAUGGUGCCCCCACCCAUGUGAAGCGCAAGCAGUUUGGGCAAGGUGGAAGAUACGACCUCCUGGAGCGAUGGCGAGAAGGAACCUUUGUGGGGUACUCCAAUGAUGUGAAGAACGGACGAGUGGUUCGGCACAUAGAUGGUUCCUAUACUACUUCAGUCCACAUCAAGCCCUACUUGUUCGACCCUGAAGACGCUACAAUUUCCCGGCUUUUGCGGGAACCGGACAACGACAUCGACCUACUGGCCAAGGACUACAUCGACAACGAGAAGUUUACCUUGGAGGAUGUAGUCAAUUUCUGGGAAGUUCUGAAGGACAAGGCGGGAUCAACAACAAGAGCGGCUCAAGAUGGAGGACUUCAGUGGAUGGUGGGACAGUAUACCUACGGUGGAAAGUGCGGGGUGAUGAGGAACACGGACAUCUACCCCAUCGCAACCUCCUACCUGGUGGAAGCCUUCAAGAAGCUGACGGGAAGGACGGACUUCACAGCCCUAUUGCUCACUGAGAAUGUGGGGAUGAAGUGCCACCGUGAUGUUCACAACCACGGCCAGCGAAACAACCUCUUACUUCCUCUACUACAAUGUGACGCGGGUGGUGGUGUUUGGGUUGAGUCACCUUCCAGUGAGUAUGACCUUACAGACGAGUGGAAGGAAACCCCAAAGGGAGGCUGGAGACGGGGUCGCGUACAUGAACUACGGCCUGGACACCUCAUUCAUAUCAAUCCAAGGAUGUUUCAUGCCACGGAGACCUGGGAAGGAAGGAGAUUGGUGAUCACAGCCUACACCCCACGAACUUCCAAGAUGACCCAGUCAAUCUAUGAUCUCCUAAAGGACUAUGGUUUUGAUCCUCCUCCACUACAACCUCAAGUACCAGAUGAACUCAAGAAUGUGUAUCUCAGGAUGAUGGCCUUGGAGGGUACAACGGAACCUGAGGCGGUGAUGUUCUUGAUAAACGAGGCUGAGGAGGAGAAGAGAUCAAAGACCAAGGCCAUCAGCCAAGAACUUCAACAACUACAAGAGGAUGUAUUGGAGCGCUUGACGGAGCGUCGGGAGUGGCUCAAGGAGUUCCUGGCUGAGGAGGAGAUUCUGGCUGAGGAGUUCCAUGACAUCGGGGAAGUGAUCCGUGACGAGAUCAAGGGUGUCAACGAUGUUGUGCGUGACCUUAUUGCAGACGUGGAGGAACAGAUUAAGGUGGCUGAGGAGAAGUGCAACCAGCUGUUCAUCAAGGUCGCAAAUGUCGAUGAUGAUAAGGAGAUUGGGGACAUUGAGGAGUAUUUGUCCAAUCUCAAGAAGGACCUUGAGGUGACCCUGGAUGUCCCCCUCGACCAAGUGAAGACCAACCUGGAGCAAUGGAUUCCACCUAUGAAGGCCGAAUUGGCGAACCUUGAGGAGAAGACGGACGCUAUCGAGCGGUGGCCCAUCGCUGAGGCUCGCAAGCUGGAACAGGAGGGGAAACUUAUCCUGAUACCAGGGAAGGUUGUCUGCACCGUCAAGCCACCGCCGCCGGUGGCGUCGUCACCUACCAAGAGUCAGCAACCGAGGUGGAAACGCAAGGCCAGGGUGGUGAUCUGUGGGAACAUGGCUGGCCAAUGGCAUGACCCGAACGACCUCUUUGCGGCAGGAGCAAGCGUUGAGGGUUUGAGGUUGGCACUCGCCAUCGCGGUCGCUAUGUCAUGGUGUAUAGCCUCCACGGAUGUGUCUGCGGCCUUUCUGCAGGCAAGAUGGCCUGCCGACCGUCCCACCUACGGGGUCAUUCCGCCGAAGAUACUCCUGCAAGCUGGACUGGUAGAAUCUGGAGUGGUAUUCAUCGUCAAGAGGGCGUUGUAUGGCUUGCGGGAGAGUCCAGCGUUAUGGGCGGCUCACAGAACAGAGACACUCCAGGGACUCUCGGUGGAGAGUCCAGAAGGACGCGUCUACUUGAAGCAGAUGAUUACCGAUGGUGAGCUGUGGAUGAUCCUUGUGGAGCCAAAGGGAGGAGGAAGGCCAAUUCUGCGAGGAAUCCUUGUAACCUAUGUGGACGAUCUCCUCUACAUGGGAAAGAGAGACCUCAUCGUCAAGAUCCAUGAAAAGAUCAGUUCUAUUUGGCCGUGCUCAGCAUUGGAGUUUGCAGAUGAGGGCCUGAGAUACUUGGGAAUGGAGCUGGUCCAGGAGGAGGCCUACGUGACAUUGUCCCAGGAGUCUUAUGUGGACAACUUGGUGAGAUUGCAUGGGCUGGAUCCGCAAUCUUCAGCGGGAUUACCGUGCCCCAAGGAAUGGCUGCAGGAUGAGGACUUUGAUGACAGCGUCGAGAAUUUCAACGACGAUGAGCUACGUCGGGCACAGCGUGUUACAGGCGAAUGCCUGUGGCUGGCCUAUCGCACUCGGCCCGAUAUCCUGUUCGUCACGAACUACAUGGCCGCGAUGACUUCGAAGAAACCGGUGAAGGUUUACAACGUGGGUCUCAAGGUGAUUUCCUACCUCAAUUCCUCCGCCAAGCUGAAGCUCAAGAUCGCAGCCAGUGCAGAACAGAUGCAGUCCACAGAACAGAUGCAGUCCACAGAACAAAUGCAGUCCACAGAACAAAUGCAGUCCACAGAACAGAUGCAGUCCACAGAACAGAUGCAGUCCACAGAACAGACGCAGCCGGGUCGAGGAUCAGAUGGGGUCAAGCAUGUAGCAGGCUUCAGGGUUCCCCUAGCUGGAUAUUGCGACGCAUCCUUUGCCCCUUACGGGGGGAAAAGUUAUGGUUGCUCUAUGACAAUGCUGGGUCAGACUCCUGUGUCGUGGAAAGCAGGGAAACAACCGUUAGUGGCUAUGUCCGUCUGCGAGGCGGAACUACUCGAGGGCUCGAACUGCGCGUUGCUCCUUGAAUCUACGAUGGCCAUGGUUCGGGAGCUUCUUCCAGACAGUUUGCCUCCAAGGAUGUACAUUGACAAUCAAGCAGCUGGCAACAUCCUGAACGGUUCUUCUGGAAGCUGGCGGACCCGUCAUCUUCGGAUUCGCCAUUCGUAUGUGUUGGACCGGAUCAAGGCUGGACAUUUGUUUGUUGAGCACGUUGCAGGGCAGGAUCAACCGGCUGACCUACCAACAAAGAUGCAUUCCAAAGCAAGAUUGUUGUAUUUGCUUGGCGUUUGGGGAAUGGUGGGCUUAGAAGGACUGAACGGAGAAAGGGUCCUUGAAGGCCUGAAGCUUGGUUGUCUUUUGUUGGUGAUGGUGGCUAUUCAGUCAUUGGCGGCAGCGGCGGAGGAUCAGCAUGGAAACGAGCCGGUGAAACUCAAGGAACCCCUGCCGGUGACUGGGACGAGUGAGUUGGUGGUUCUUGUGUUGGUGACGUGCAUCGCUGCCGUGGCUGUUUGGGAGCUGGCAAAAGGCAUCUACGCUACGUGUGUCCCAAUGAUCUUUGGCACCAAGAAGUCCAGGAGGAUCAAAAGGCUCCGAGAGUUGGCCAAGGCAGCAGCAGAAGCGGAGGUUGAGAAGUGGAUCGACGACGGAGCUCAACCACGAGAUGAAGAUAUUGUUAUGAAUGUGAGACGUACCUUGAGGGGAACUGCAUCGGAUCCAGGACCUACAACACAGCGACGACAGCCAACGCCACCGGAUGAAACACCGAGGACCCCCGAUAUGAGGGGAAGGAGCCCGGGAAGACCCAUGGCUCAGAGAACAUCGGUCUUUGGAGGGACCAGACCACCUACUCCACCCAUUCCGAGGGACGUUGAUGAAGGACUACUUGAGCGAGAGAGGGUUCUCCAUGAUGUGCUAAGUUUGAUGACGGCGCAACACCUUCGUGAAGCCCUGGCUCAGGAGGGCCUUCCAGUUUCUGGCCUUAAGGACGAUUUGGUUCGCAGGUUGUCACCGAGGCUGGGUACAGCAGAGUCCUUCCCAGCUACUCUUCCGACGACAAGGCAGUACCGUUAUCUUCUUUACAUCUGGAGGCAUCGAAGGCUGUCAGGAAGAACCCAGAUCCUGUGGCCAACUGUGUCGUCCCGGUCCGCAAUUUCGGCAUGGAUUGCGAACUGGAAGGAGGCCUAG
Messenger RNA from Symbiodinium necroappetens, 7773 nucleotides. NCBI's taxonomy places the organism in Eukaryota, Dinophyceae, Suessiales, Symbiodiniaceae. The record is from the annotation of a GenBank genome assembly.